Molecule: messenger RNA, 1539 nt
Organism: Penicillium brasilianum
Lineage: Eukaryota; Fungi; Ascomycota; Eurotiomycetes; Eurotiales; Aspergillaceae
Source: the annotation of a GenBank genome assembly
AUGUCUUCUCAUUUCCUUCCGCUCUCUUCACCUCCCGGAUCGCCGCAAUUAAUGCCCCGGCGCCCCAGUCUGGACGUGGAGCGCGAUAUCCUUUCUACUCGCGGCCAGCGCAUUCUGUCAUUAUUGCCCAGCCGUCUGUCCAGCUCGGCACUGCAAGACCUCGAGCAGCAUGCAACCGAGCGGCCGACCUUUCUUCGGCGGGGAUCUCAUUUAAUUGGACAUAGUAAUCCCCGAUAUGAAUGGCAACGUUACUACCGUCCACCGGAUUCCUUAAAAGGCCUCCGCAAGCCAAUCCGACAGUACUAUGAACGGAACAACCAAUUAAUCUCCCAGUAUCUUUACAUCGAUCGCCUUCUCGACUCCUCUCUCCCACAUAAUCUGAUCGAAGACUAUUCCGACUGCCACCAUCACUUGGAGGUUCAUACGAGCAAUGGUCAUCCUUUAUCCACCGAUGCCGAUAACACGGCCAAAAUGACUACCCAGGCAAAUUCCAGAGCAGCUAGAAUCAAGCGCACACCGCAUAACCUCUACCGUAUCCCGGAUGAGACGGCCCCGUUGCUCCCACCUACAGAAGAGACGGAAGACGAGCAUUGUUGCCACCAUACAAUGCCAGAUCUAGACUCUCACCAAGGCCUGUCUCCAGAAGCAGAAGAGCGCCUGGUCAACAUUGCCAUCCGUAUCAACUUCGUCGCAAACGUCGUCCUGCUCAUCUCAAAGGUAGCCAUAAUGGUCCUGACUAGCUCCAUGUCCGUGCUCGCCGGUCUCGUCGAUGGAGUACUGGAUUUCCUCAGUACGGUGAUCAUCUGGGUGACGACCAGUUUGAUCCGCCGUCAGGACCGUCGACGGUACCCAAUCAGUCGCCACCGCCUGGAGCCAUUGAGUGUGCUAGUCUUCUCCGUCAUCAUGGUCACGUCCUUCUUCCAAGUUGGACUAUCGUCUAUCAACAAACUGACCGGUGACGACCAUACGCUCGUCGAAUUAUCUAUUCCCUCUAUUGUGCUGAUGGCGUCAACCGUGGUCAUCAAAUUGCUGUGUUGGAUCUGGUGCCGUCUGAUUCCGAGUCCCAGCGUCCAAGUUCUAGCUCAAGAUGCCAUGACUGACGUUGUUUUCAACACUUUCAGCAUCAUCUUCCCACUGAUUGGUUCUUUCGCUCGUCUCUGGUUCCUCGAUCCCCUCGGUGGUCUCCUCCUCUCAAUCUACAUCAUGUGGAACUGGGGCCAGACGGCAAAUGAGUAUAUCCAACGACUCACGGGCGCAGCUGCCUCGGCCACCGACCACAGUAUUCUGUUGUACAUGACCAUGCGCUUCUCCCGAGUGAUCCAGAAGAUCCAGGAUCUCAAGGCGUACUACGCGGGCGACAAGCUCAAUGUCGAGGUUGACUUGGUUGUGGAUGAGCGCACCAGUUUACGCGACAGUCAUGAUGUUGGAGAGAGUCUGCAGUACAUUUUGGAAAGUGUGCCGACUGUGGAUCGGGCUUUUGUACAUUUGGACUAUGAUCCGUGGAACCUGCCCAGCCACAUGAAUCAAUUAGAUCGAUAG